GAUCCUGCAGCUCACUUCAGAUCAGCUUCUGAGCCAGCAUGGAGACCGUGGGCAGGUUCCAGGCCGGGGAUUAUGUGGUGUUUGCGUGUCUGUUCGUGGUCUCCUCCGGCAUCGGCGUCUUCUUCGCCAUCAAGGAGAGAAACAAAGCCCCGUCCAAGGAGUUUCUGGUGGGGGGCCGUCAGAUGUCCUGCGGGCCCGUGGCUCUGUCCCUCACCGCCAGCUUCAUGUCUGCUGUGACUGUGAUCGGGGCUCCGGCAGACGUCUACAGAUUCGGGGCCUCGUACGUCAUCUUCGGGGUCGCCUACACGUUUGUGGUGUUUUUUACGGCUGAGCUCUUUCUGCCUGUGUUUUACAGGUCAGGAAUCACCAGCACAUAUGAGUAUUUGGAGUUGCGUUUCUGCAAGCUCGUUCGCGUCGCAGCCACUCUAAUUUACAUCAUUCAGACGAUUCUCUACACUGGUGUGGUGGUUUAUGCUCCUGCUUUAGCUCUCAAUCAAGUGACAGGAUUUGACCUUUGGGGAUCUAUCUUUGCCACCGGCAUUGUCUGCACUUUUUACUGCACACUGGGUGGGCUGAAGGCUGUGGUGUGGACCGAUGCCUUCCAGAUGGUGGUGAUGGUGGUGGGCUUCCUCACUGUGCUGAUCCAGGGUUCGAGUCGAGCUGGAGGGAUCGAGAAUGUCUGGAGCACCGCUCGCACUGGAGGACGAUUGCAGGUGUUUGACUUUGACGUGAGUCCGCUCAGGAGACACACGUUCUGGACACUCAGUGUCGGAGGAACCUUCACCUGGCUGGGGAUUUAUGGAGUAAACCAGUCCACAAUUCAGAGAUGCAUCUCGUGUAAAACAGAAGGUCACGCACGCUGGGCUCUGUAUCUGAAUCUGCUGGGUCUGUGGAUUAUUCUGUUCUGCGCUGUGGUUUCUGGCCUGAUCAUGUACUCUUAUUACUCUCACUGCGAUCCCUGGUCAUCUGGACUGAUCUCUGCGCCAGAUCAGCUCAUGCCAUAUUUUGUUAUGGAAAUCCUGGGUGCGUUUCCGGGACUGCCGGGGUUAUUUGUGGCCUGUGCCUUCAGCGGCACUCUGAGCACAGUAGCCGCCAGUAUCAAUGCUUUGGCCACAGUGAUGUACGAGGACUUUGUGAGCCAGUGUUUCCCAGAUCUCUCCAACCGAGCGGCCAGCUGGAUCAGCAAAGCGCUCUGUGUGGCGUUUGGUGUGGCCUGCACUACUAUGGCCGUGGCGGCAUCAUACAUGGGAGGAAUUGUGCAGGCGGCUCUCAGUAUCCAUGGCAUGUGCGGAGGGCCGGUGCUGGGCCUGUUUUCUCUGGGAAUCCUGUUUCCAUUCACUAAUCUAAAGGGGGCAGUUGGGGGUCUGAUCGUGGGCAUCUCUCUCUCGUUCUGGGUCGGCGUGGGCGCUUUCAUUUACCCAGCACCCAGCAAUAACACGCAUGCUCUGGAACUCAACACUGCAGGCUGCAACAUCACUGCUGCUGCAUUUGAGCCAACAUCCGCCACAGUGACCCAGCUCACCUCAGACAGGAAUUGGCUGGCGGAUUCGUGGUACUCCAUGUCCUACCUGUACUACAGUGCAGUGGGCUUUAUUGGGACGGUGGCGGCAGGUCUGCUCAUCACACUGCUGACAGGCCCAAUGGACCCGAAACUGUUGAAACCAGGGAUGACUCGAUCAGUGAAGGACGUCCUGUGUUUCUGCACUGAGAAAUUCACAGAAGCUGACCUUGGUGAAGGCAAAGAGGAUGUGGGAGACUUUGGCAAGGCAUGGGAGAAACAUCCAGACCAGGGAUGCACCUUAAGAAUGGACGAGAAGUUCAGGUGCAGUUGCGAUAACCAACAGGAAAAUGGUAACACUAAUGCCGGCUUUGACCAUAACGAAACUAGCAUAGUUCAGAAAAAGCUGUAACGAGCGAAAGAACACAUCAACUAUUUCAUUUAAAAGAUACAAUCAAUGUUUAUUACAGAAAACUCUGAUCCCCAAAUCUAUGUUACAGACAUGUUUUGUACAAUUCUUGUAUGCAUACUGCUGAUUGCUUUACAUGUAAACAAGGAUGAAGGAGUCUCAUAAACAGCUUUUAUAUCAGAAGUAUAAACAAUAAAAUAAUGUGGUGUCGUUGA
Messenger RNA from Danio rerio (zebrafish), 2122 nucleotides. RefSeq names its product solute carrier family 5 member 12 (gene slc5a12). Gene Ontology annotation, cellular component: apical plasma membrane; plasma membrane; membrane. Lineage: Eukaryota; Metazoa; Chordata; Actinopteri; Cypriniformes; Danionidae. Gene Ontology annotation, molecular function: transmembrane transporter activity. Gene Ontology annotation, biological process: transmembrane transport; sodium ion transmembrane transport; carboxylic acid transmembrane transport. The record is from RefSeq and is marked provisional.